CUGCCAUCGUCUGUUUUCAAUACUCGAACUCACUGACUCGACCUAUACUUUCGGUUUGUAGUCACCUUCUCCUCGUCUAGAAAUGACAAGAUUGGAUUCCUGAAUUCGGUACUUACGCGAUCCUAAUCUGACAAAUCUCAGUCUAUCUCUGCAUAUCGUCACUUUUAUUCAACUUCGGUUUGCAUCUCACAUUCAGAUUCAGAUCCACCCAUACACCACCUCUCAAGCCACCCACCAAAACACCACACGCCAAACAAUGUCGCUGAAUGCCAGCGCCAGUGUCAGUGUCAGCCCCUUGCGUUUUCCUGCACACACGUACCUCUCCAACUCCGCCGCCCAUCAGGACCGCCAGAGCCAUCCUCACCAGCAACGUCCAUCCAAUCUCGCUCCUCUCACUACCACCGAUGAUGAUGCCGCCGUUGCCACCGCCCUCGCUCUGCUUGAGUCGGCGUCCCAGUCCCUCAGCACGAUGAAGCCAGAGCGCGUCCCCAUGCCGGCACAUACACAUACACACGCACACCCACUCUUCGCACAGCGGCGCGGACAUGGUAUGCGUGGGAGCAUGACCACAGAAUCACAUCUCAACACGUCCACUCCUCCCUCGCCCCCCUCUGCUGCUCAGGUCACACAUACCAAUCCACCUCCUAUACAGGCUCCACCCGCGCACAAUGCAACCCUCAUAUCUCCAAGCAGGCGCCGCGACAGUGUUUUGUCUUCUCCUGCUACCAGUGGUGCGAUCCCGGAUGACGGUGCGGAAAGUGUCAUGUUCUCUGGUGGUGAAGGCCUGCUUGCGUCGCGGCAUGCGCCUGGGAAUUGCACUGCUGGUGCUGGUGCUGGUGCUAGUUCUGGUUCUGCUGCUAUCAAUCAUAGCACAGAGAGCAUGGAUGUAGAAGAGGAUAUGGAGGACGGCGAGAUUGUCGACCGUGAGGCCCACCAGCAUGACCACCACCACAACCACCAUGAUACCUACCAGAACAAUCACCACGAAGGUCCCUACAACAUCAACAACAACCCUCCCACCCACGCCCCCCGCGGUCCACGCAACCCAUCAUACAACCCCCACAAUCCCUACCGCAUCGCAAAACAACCUCGCUACCCAGCACAUUACAACACCCGGCGUAUUACAAGCACAUACAUCGACCUCGACGACCCAGAGGGACCGCGCGAAUUGACCAGUAUGCGGCCAUGGUUCAGUCGCGGGCGUGGAAAUCGAAGCCGAGGCCAAGGCCGAGGGCAAGGAAUGGGACGCCCAUAUAGUGCCCGCCCCUACGCGCAGAAGACGUUCGACGGAGUGCCGUUUCGCGGAUGGGUGGAUCAGGAUUUGCCGCCGAUUCCGCGGGUUGAGGAGUGGAGUUAUGAGAAGGAGACGGCGAAGUUGUGGGCUAUGGAUAUGGGGGAUGGGGAUGCGGACCGUGGGGCGUGAUGUGUGGG
Molecule: messenger RNA, 1431 nt
Organism: Pseudovirgaria hyperparasitica
Lineage: Eukaryota; Fungi; Ascomycota; Dothideomycetes; Acrospermales; Acrospermaceae
Exons: 2
Coding region: 257-1423 (388 amino acids)
Source: RefSeq, a predicted model, not a curated record